This is a messenger RNA of Ectocarpus sp. CCAP 1310/34, 1297 nucleotides long. The record is from the annotation of a GenBank genome assembly. NCBI's taxonomy places the organism in Eukaryota, Phaeophyceae, Ectocarpales, Ectocarpaceae.
AUGCUGUUUGCCAUCCAGCGGCUCCAUGAGCUCGCGAGGAAGAAGAGUACUGCGGUGUUCGCGUGCUUCGUCGACCUCACCAAGGCAUACGAUUCGGUGGACCGAGACCUACUGUGGGACGUGCUCCGACGCUUCGGCGUGCCCCCGAAGAUGCUGGCGGUCAUUCGCCACUUCCACGAGGGCAUGAGGGCGCGCGUCCGAACGGACGACGGGCAGUACUCGGAAUGGUUCGACGUGGGCCAAGGCCUCCGACAGGGACGAAACCUGGCCCCGCUGCUGUUCAACUUGUUCUUUGCCGCGAUGCUCAUGGUCGCCGUGGCCGAGUUCGACAAGGACCCCAAGGUGACGGCGGACAUGGUCAAGAUCGGGACACAAGUGGAGUACACGGGCAAGAAGGGCAGGUCGGCGGGGAAGAAGACGACGGUGGUGACGGACGCGGAGGCCUUGUGGGCCAUGCUCUACGCUGACGACGCGGCCAUCGUCUCGCGCUCGCCGGAGAGUCUCGAGAAGAUGAUGUCGGUCAUCGUGCGCGUGGCCGGCCUGUUCGGACUGAUGGUAUCGGAGCCAAAGACGGAGAUCAUGUGCAUGCUGCCGAAAGGGAUCGAGGAACGCCCGUUCACGGUCAGCGCCGCCGGCCAGACGUUCAAGCAGACAGAUCAGUCUGUGCACCUCGGACGUGCCAUCUCCGCGGGCGGGAAGGACGACCGGGAGAUCACGAGCCGCAGCUGCCGAGCGUGGAAGUGCUACCGCCGGAACAGUGCUUCAAUGUACGACAGGCGACGGGCCGACCGCCAGCUCAAGAUCCGGCUACCCCAGGCUGAAGUGGUGGAGACUCUCCUGUAUGGGUGCGCCUCGUGGAGCCUAACAGCGGAGCACUACACGAAGCUCAAUGGGACCCACCGCCAGUUCCUCACACGGUGCAUCGGCUGGAGCAAGCGGAAACGCUCCGACCGCCCCCUGUCCUAUGCCCAGGCCCUCAUCCAGGCAGGCUACGAGGAAAUCAUCGAGGCCACCGUGCGCAAACGGAGACUACUGUGUUUCGCGGGCUUUGUUAUGCGCAUGGAGGACAGCCGCCUCCCCAAGCGCAUGCUCUUAGGAGCGAUGACAGGGGGCGUGGGAUACCGGGGCGGGGAGGAGAGCGACUGGGUGUCUCGUCUAGAAGAGGACCUCGUGGCCUCCAACAUGGGAGACGACAAGGAAGGGGGGUAAAUGGAAAGAGAGCGCCAAGGACCCAGAGGUGUGGUACAACAAGGUCGAGGACGGGGCGGCAUGGCUCAUGACGAAAUGGCACAGGCAG